AUGGAAAGUUUCUUAGAAAAAAAAAGUCCUGUUCUGAUUAAAGGAUGGCAAAAGAGAUAUUUUGUUUAUUGUGAGAAUCUACUCUUAUAUUUUAAAAACAAAGUAGAUUUACCUCCUUAUCAACCAAAAGGUAUUUAGAAAUAUCUAAAUAUACAGGAGUAAUAAUGAAAUAGAAUAUUGUUUAAGUUGAUUAUUUAGAUCCUAAUAAGAACGAGUUUGUAAUUCACGUUGGAUUGAGGAAAUUUUAAUUAAGAGCAGAGAGUAAGGAAAUAAAGGAAAAAUGGGUAUGUGUAUAAGUUUGAGUUUCAGCUAGACAUAUUAAAAGUACCAUUUAAUUAAACAUCCAAAACAAAGUCUGAAUUAUCAAAUAUGAAUAAAGUUAAGUGGUAAUCAAUUAUUAUUUUCAAGGCUUGAAAUACCUGAAUAAACAAUUAUUUAAUUAUAUUUGAGAAGAGAAGAAAUUUUGUAGAAUGUUAUUUAAUAAAAAACUUAAGAUACAUAAAAUUCAUUAAUAAAAUCAUCAUAUAUCUAAUAGACAAUAGUAGCUAUGGGUGAAAAAGUAAUAAUUAGUAAAAUAUAAGAACAAAGAAUUUAUUUUGAGAUUGUUGGUUGAAAAAAAAUCUGUAAAGAAUCCUUAAGUAAAAAAGAAGAGAUGGCUGUUACUUUUCACAUCUAUAAGUACUGAGUCUUUAGACUAGAUUCAUUAAUUUAUUAAGUUCAUUCCUUAAUAAUAUACUUUGGAUACAAUAAAUUUGCUAAAAUAUGAUAAUAAUUUAGCAACAUUGACAAGUAAUAAGUAUAUGAAUUAGUGUUAUAGAAACUACAAUAGAAAUAUAUUAAAUUUAAAAUUUACAAUUUGUUGUUACUAAUGAAUACCAAAUAAUGUUUAUGUAUAAUGGUAGAGUAUUUGAAUUAAUAUUCCCUUAUUUAAGUGAUGCUAAAAAACUAAACGAUUAUAUUGUUAAAUGUUAACAAAUUAAUAAUAGUAUGCCUGUUUAAGUAAGUAGAACUAAUUAAAUACCUGUUUAUAAGAUGUAAGAUAGUAGAAGAAGAAUAAUAAAUUUAAAAGGAAAAACAUUUUUGGAAAAUUAAGUAGAAAAGAAGAUUAAUGCAUCAUAAUGGAAAAAUGUAAUACUUACUUUGAAAGAACAUGCUUUAUUUUGGGAAUUUGUUGAUACAGAAGAAUAUUCAAAUAUUGAAUUGAAAUCUAUUUCAGCUAUUGAAUAAUGUAAUAGAAUGUUUACUAUUAUUGUAAUCUAUUAAAAUAUAAUAUUAGGUGAAUGAUUAAAAUACUGUUCAAUAACAAUUUAGAGUGUCUACAAUACAAGAAGCUGAUGAAUGGACUGGUUAAUUAUCAUAUAUGACAGAUAUAGAAAUUACUAUUAAAGUAUUGGAAAAAUCUCAAACUCUAUAAAAUUAUUAAUAAAAUGCUCUAACAAACUAAUCAUAAACUUAAUAAUUAAACAAAUAAAAGACUUAAUAAUAAUAAGAAGAAUAAAAAAAACCAUCUUUUUUUCAAUAGCUUUUUUGUUGGGGAGGUGAAAGAAAAGAAUAAUGA
Messenger RNA from Paramecium primaurelia, 1558 nucleotides. Lineage: Eukaryota; Ciliophora; Oligohymenophorea; Peniculida; Parameciidae. The record is from the annotation of a GenBank genome assembly.